Molecule: messenger RNA, 1389 nt
Organism: Macrosiphum euphorbiae (potato aphid)
Lineage: Eukaryota; Metazoa; Arthropoda; Insecta; Hemiptera; Aphididae
Source: the annotation of a GenBank genome assembly
AUGUGUGAAGAUGAAUGGUCGGAUAUUGAAAAACGGUUUGAAAAAGAAGGCAUUGACUAUAGCCGUUUGAAGGCUGAUGAGAAAUUGAUUCAUGUUUGGAGAUGGUUAGUCGAUGCCGAUAUCAAUUUACAGAACGCAAGGAAAAUGAUUGAAAAAUUACGUUUAAAACAGAAUGAAGAGUUGGAGGAUAUGGAAAAUUACAUGGUUCAUAUACGAGUACUUGCUGAUAAACGAAUUGAUGAUAUGGAAAAAACUAUGUCCAUCUUUGCUGAGCAAGUUGCAAAACUUGAAUGUGAACUAAAUGGUUUAGAAUCGAUAGAUGGUGAUAAUGUCUGUGACAAGGUUUCAAAUUUGAUUCUUGGUUACACGUCUCUUGUGAAUGAAGUAAACAUAUUAAAACAAUUUAAAAGUUUUGAUGUAAAUGGAAUUUGUAAAGAAUCUGAUGACGUUUUAAUAAUUGAAAUGAUUAAAAUUUCGGCUGAAAAAGAAUCUUUAAAAAGACAAGUUAAAGAAUUGGAAGAUCGGAUUAGUGUUUAUGACAUGACUAAAACAGAAUAUAAUACUCAACUAAUAUCGAUGGAGCUAUCAGAAAAUUCAAACAAAAUUGAUGGGAAAGAUUCUUUAUUGGAUAAUUCAAUGUCUUGGAACAGAAAUAUAACAAAUGAUGAUACAUCGAGUAUAAGCAUCCAAUUAUUCAGUGAUAGAACGAAAUCUGCAAGCAAUAUUUGUAAUGAUUUUUUUAACUGUGCACAAGAGGAAAAGAGUGAUGAUCAGAAACAAAAUGUUAAUGAAAUAACAAGAACUUUUGGCCCAGAAUCAACACCACCAAGUCUAUUAUCUAGUGAAUUAGCGACUCCACGACAAAUUUCAACUAUUAUAACAGAUGGGAUGUUGAGUAACCAAUCAGAUGAACGAAAAAAAAUUAAAGUGGAAUUAGAUGCUCAAAAGACCUUGGUGUCAUCUCUUGGUGAAAAAUACAAUGCACUAGCACUUAGACAUUUGCAGUACAAAUCUAAAAGAAAAAUGCAAAUUGAAGCUUUAAAAGGUAAUUUGGAAGCCAGUCAGUGUCAAAUGGAAUCACUUAAAACACAAUUAAGUAUACAAAAACGCAGAUUAAAGACAGAAGAAGAGUUCCGCAAACAAGUAGAAACAGAUUACAGAUCUUUGCAAGAAGAAAAACGCAAUAUUGAUUUUAGAAUUGCAAUGUCAGAGAAUGAGCUGCGAAAUAUGGCAAGACACCUUAGCGUAUUGCAUAAAAAGGUGGCUAUGUUAGAGAGUGCUAACUCUGAUUUAUUAUCAAAGCAUUUACAACUUGUUUAUAAAAAUUCACGUAUACCAAAAAGCACUACAUGUGAUUGCAUUUUAACUACUAUGUCUGACGACAAAUAG